Molecule: messenger RNA, 657 nt
Organism: Triticum aestivum (bread wheat)
Lineage: Eukaryota; Viridiplantae; Streptophyta; Magnoliopsida; Poales; Poaceae
Product: glycine-rich cell wall structural protein
Exons: 2
Coding region: 116-421 (101 amino acids)
Source: RefSeq, a predicted model, not a curated record
GCAUCUUCAUCUCAUCCAUCACACAACACACAACCUAGCUAGCUACUGGAAGGUACUUGUACUUGCUGCUGAUCAAUCUUGCACACCCAGUUGAAGGUCGACGAGGGUGCCAAGCAUGGCGUCCAAGGGUCUCAUUGUGGUUUCUGUCCUGCUUGCUGCGGCUUUCCUCGUGGCCACAGCUGAACAAACUCAGGCCAAGAAGGAGGAGACCCAGGCCCGUGUUCAGGGUGGCUACCCCGGCGGCGGUGGCAGGGGCGGUGGCUACCAUGGCGGAGGCGGAGGCGGCGGGUACCCUGGACACGGCGGGGGCGGCAGCGGCGGCGGCUGCAGUCACCGAUGCUGCGGGCACGGUGGCUGCCACUGCUGUGCCGGCCCCGACGAGAUCCCCAAGCCCAAGUAUCGGGCGGAGGUCCGCAACUAAGUGCCGGAUGCAGCAGCGUGCAUGGGUAGUAUAGACUUGCUCGUUGCACGCACGUAGUAAUACAUGGUGAAUAAGAAGGUAGUGCAUGUGUAUGUAUGUACGUAUACGUACACAUUGCACUGUUAUCAUGAUCCAAUACCAGGACUCCGUUCUGGUCGUGUUUUUGUUUACCCUGUAAGAGUUGUCUUUGUUGCUCAAUAUGCAGGCAACUCCCGUGCAUGCAUGUUAUAACAAAA